AGUGAAGCACUAGCCGCUUUGGGAUAUUUCCUUUGUCUUCCUGGCGAAGAAAAAGCUUCUAACCAAGUUUUAGAUCAAACUAAUGAUUGCACUUGCAUUGGGGAAGAUAUUCACCAAUCGUGCGGUUCGAUCGGCGUUAAUCCUAGCGACGCUACAUUGCUCCAUUACCUUCAUAUUGCCAUUGAUUCGACGCGAGUGGUCUUGAGUUUUGUGGAACAUCAGCUCAUACCGCCCCAUGCUCUUGAAUGUUUAGAUGGAGAAAAGUUUGCCGAUUCCUCUUUGAUGAAAGAAGGAUCUUCUCUUGGGACUUACGAUCUUUUAAAGGUUAGCAUUUACUUUAUGCGAUAUCAGGCUAUUUUUUAUGACAAACUGACCAAAUGA
Protopolystoma xenopodis is the source of this 381-nucleotide messenger RNA. Lineage: Eukaryota; Metazoa; Platyhelminthes; Monogenea; Polystomatidea; Polystomatidae. The record is from the annotation of a GenBank genome assembly.